UUUUGGGAUACCAAUUUAAUAAUUUAUUAGCUACAACAUUUCAAAUUCAGUAUCUGAAGGUGGAGCAAUUACAAGUUGGAAGGAUGCAGACUACCUUUUCAGUGAAGAUGCUACCAGUCCUGAUACAAGAAGUGUCUGUCCAGGAAGAGGUGAAAGCAGUGGUCGGGAGAUUCAUUUGGGAGAAGGAGGAUAAUGCACAGGCUGUUGAUACCGAGGAUUCAGAUGACAAACUGGAAUUGGGCUAUGGGCAGAAGGAAGAGGACUCCAGCAGUGAUCACACAGACAUUAAUACUUGUCAUGAAGAACCCAUUCUGAAUACUCCAGCUACAUCAGAGAGACAAGGUGCACUGUGUUGUGAAGUACAGGACUACCCAAUGAAUAACAUGAUUACAGGAUAUGUCAGUAUUGAUAAACUGAGGAUAUUCUCCGGAAGACUGGAAGACUUCCUACCAGGUCAUUGUGGUUCUUCAGUCUAUAGAAAAAGGCGGUCUGCAGUAGAUUUGUCUUAAUGACAGAUUGCAAAUAUGAAGAUCACAGAGAUGUCGAAGGACAGCACUGUACCUUAUGGGUUGUUAAAAUGUCAGGAUUAGCAGGAUUGCUAGAGAGUGUGAUGCCUUUUCACAAUUUACAAUUUUUUGUUGAAUUAGAUUCGAUUUUUUCUUCAUUGUUAAAGGGUUAUUUAAUAAGCAUUUAGGGUAAUCGUACAGGAAUAGUAUUACCUUUAGGCAACUUCAAUCUUACCAGAAAAAGAAGAAAGAAAUGUUAUUAUAAUUUCAAUGGUUACGACAUUAAAUCACUGACCUGAAAGU
Esox lucius (northern pike) is the source of this 809-nucleotide messenger RNA. RefSeq names its product telomere repeat binding bouquet formation protein 2 (gene terb2). The record is from RefSeq and is a predicted model, not a curated record. The coding region runs from base 84 to 509 and encodes 141 amino acids. Gene Ontology annotation, biological process: meiotic attachment of telomere to nuclear envelope; homologous chromosome pairing at meiosis. The transcript is spliced from 6 exons. Lineage: Eukaryota; Metazoa; Chordata; Actinopteri; Esociformes; Esocidae. Gene Ontology annotation, cellular component: nuclear inner membrane.